Molecule: messenger RNA, 846 nt
Organism: Ilyonectria robusta
Lineage: Eukaryota; Fungi; Ascomycota; Sordariomycetes; Hypocreales; Nectriaceae
Exons: 1
Source: RefSeq, a predicted model, not a curated record
UCGCUCGGGCUGAAAGACCUUCCUCUCGAAAUCCGCGAACUCAUCUGGGAGUUUGCUCUACCAGACCGUCGCGUCUUUCACGUCAAAGGCAUGUCCCGGCAGCGACCUUUUAUGAAUCCAGACCCGCGAUGCCUAUUCUUCAACUUCCACAUCGGCCAUCCCCCUCCAGUCUGCACGCGCGUGUGCUCGGAAUCUCGCGCUGUUGCCCUCCGUAAGGGCUUCUUUUUCGAGUCUCGUGACGAUCACCCUGGCUACUGGUUCAACCCGGACAAGGACAUCCUCUACUUGGACCGCAAUCAGCGCACCUUGCUUCAUUCGAAACCAAAUCAACCGCGCAUGAAAGUCUCCGGGUGGGACCGCGUGCUCAAUGUCGGUCUUGAAUGGCGUGCCUUCUUUCGAGAUAUCCCCCGCCCAUCCCAGGAUGAAACGAUUAGCAGCUACUGGAGAGCGGCUAUAGACCCGUUGUACGCUUACAUGCCGCGUAUGAAGACGGUCAAUUACAUCCUCCCAGAGGCUCGGUACAAGGGAGGGAUCACUUGGGGACGCGAACCGUAUGGAGCGCAAAAAUUCGAAGCCGAGCUGUUCCCACUCCCGGAGGACACCCCGAUCCCAUGGGAGACGAACCGGAAUCUAGGCACGCCACCAUCACGGACCCAGAUACUGGCGGAAAUCCAAGGGAGGCCAAUACACGCAGCUUCCGUUCUGCCGUGGGCGGAAGUAAGGGGAGACAUUGUGAGAGGGUUUGAGGAAGGAGAUGACGUGAGUGGUGCAGAAGCAGAGCCAGCGCAAGAGGGAAAUCCAUCUGAUACCCGGGUCAACUAUCCGCCUCGGAUUGUGGGUUGGUCG